AUGCGCAUCAAAGACAUCAAGAAGCGGGCGCUACGCGUACUGUCGUCCCGAAAACGUGCAAAAAAAGAACAAGAAUACGAACUCGUACCAAUUUCGGAUCCAACUUUCCACAAAUUCGCGGAUCUGCCUGAUAACAUCAAGGCGAAAGUCUGGCGAGAAUUCUACUUGGAACCUCGAUACUACACUGCAGAACUCUAUCUCAAGGACGACAAGAAAGAAGACGAGGAACACGACGAGGAAGACUCCGACUGGGAAACAUGUGACGGAGAAACGUCUGACGAUGAAACUUCCAAAGAGAAUUUGUCUGAAGAGACUACGCCCGAAGAGAACAGGUCUGAGGGUCAUGUAUCCGGGGAGCGUACAUCUGAGGAGUAUACGUCAGAAGAGGACAUUGCUGGCGAGGAGGCAUCCGCCGAGGAAGAUGAUGAGGCAGACAACAGGGAGGCCUCCAGGUCAACUGAUUUGCUUAUCAAACCAUCACGCAGCUACUCUCUACCCAAUGUCUCAGAGCCCAUCGACAAAGAUGGCGAGGAAGAGGAAAAGGCGACGCACCGCACUGCGUUCUGGACUUUGACCAGACACGAUGCGCAGUACUCAGAUGGAUAUCACGACUCCAUCGACAAAGGAAUUGAUCUCCUGUCGAGAUCUGUGGCCCAAAGUGUCAGGCCGCAAUUCUGGUUUCCAGUAUGGAUCAAAGAUGAGGGCGAGGAGGGUCCCUGGACAAUGAUACCGCCACCAAAACACUCAGCAUCGAAAAUGGGAGCUAGCAGGGGCAUCAACUGGGACACUGAUUUUGUCCAUGUGAAGGUGCGCUUUCGCACAUGCGUCCGAGAGAGCAUCGACUGGAUGCAGAACAUCCAGAACCUUGUUAUCGACACGAAGCCUUUCCGAUCGCGACGGCCGCGCCAUGCAACGAACACAUGCUUCUGGAUGUGGACCAACAAAGAAACACUUGCAAACCUCAAAAGCAUCAAGCAAAUCGCCGCACCCGAAUACCAAGUUCCUUUCUUCCAUACCGAGUGGUGCCACUACCAGAUGAGACAUCUUCUCCGUUCUGCGGCGGGAACCCCUUCCCAGUGGCGCGGUAUCCAAUCCGAACUGGUAUCUCAUGAGUUCUGGCUGCCUCCCGACAAUUUACCUCGACAACCCCAAUGGAAACAAUUCGUUAAGGACUUUUUUGAGCAACUCGCCACUGAAUAUGACUAUGUAAUUGUCGGCGGGGGCACCUCCGGGCUCACCGUUGGCGAUCGACUUACAGAGGAUGGCAAAUAUACCGUUCUUGUGGUCGAGUAUGGCUACUACGACAGCCAGACCGGCAUGAAUCCACGCCGCAUGUUCAACAUCACGUCCAAGCCGUGCCCGAAUCUCAACGGCCGAAGCUUCGAUGUGGGCAUAGGAUGCGUCGUCGGUGGAAGCUCUUCUGUCAAUGGCCAAGUAUUCUUGAGAGGGACUAGGGAUGAGUACAACGCUUGGAAAGACCUUGGCGGACCCGGGUCUACCUGGGACUGGGACAAUCUCCUGCCGUACUUCAAGAAGGGCAUCACUCUCGCGGCCCCUGAUGCAGCACAAGCGCGAGAGUACAACAUCACCUACGACACGCAGUAUUGGGGCACAACCUCCAAGAUAUACGCGGCCUUUGGCAAGGGUCCUCUUCAGUCCAUCAUGAAGAUCCUCUACAACGCCAUGGCCAAGAUGCCAGGCAUGACCGUCCCCGUCGACAGCGGCGCCGGCGAGGCCGGUCUCUACUGGUACCCAAUGUCCCAGGACCCGGUCCAAUUCCAGCGCUCGUAUGCCCGCACCGGCCACUGGGACGGCCUGAACCGCGCAAACUAUGAAAUGAUAGUCGGCGCCAAGGCCAACCGCAUCCUCUUUGACGGCGACACCGCCACAGGCGUGCAAUUCGUCUCUCGCAAUAACACGGGAGCCGCCCCCGUCCAGAUCAAAGCCCGUCGCGAGGUCAUUCUCGCCGCCGGCUCGGUGCACACGCCGCAGGUUCUCAUGCUCAGCGGCAUCGGCCCGCGCGCGCAACUCGAGCAGGCGCGCAUCGCGGUCAAGGUGGACCUCCCGGGCGUCGGAUCCAACUUCCAAGACCACAGCUACAUCCCCAGCAUCUCUUACCAAUGGGGGAUCCAGCCCCCAAACUCUGGCGGCGGCGGCUGGGGCGGCGGCGGUCCGCCGUCCCUCGCCUCCAUGAUCGGCCUGCCCGUCGUCAGUCCGGACAGGUUCGAAACCCUAGCCAAGGCCUUUGAGGCUCAGGACCCAAAGUCCCACCUCCCGUCGGCCUACACCCCCGAGCAGAUCGAGGGAUACAAGCAGCAGCAGAAAGUCUGGGCCCGCCUCAUGCGCUCCAAGAAUGUCGUCUUCUCCGAGAUGAUGAUCUACGGCCCCGGUGGCUCCGUCCAGAACCUGCACUGCAUGUCCCGCGGCAACAUUCUCCUGAAUACGGCGCAGCCCGAGAGCGAGAUGGUGGUUGACUACCGCGCCGCGUCCAACACCAUCGACCUCGACGUCAUGGCCGAGAUCAUCAAGUUCAUGCGCCGCUACAUGACCACCGGCGAGCUCGCGCAGUACCAGGCGCGCGAGGUGUCGCCUGGCGCGGGCGUGUCGUCUGAUGCUCAGCUUGUUAACUGGGCCAAGGGGCAGAUCAUCCCGUCCGUGUACCAUCCUGUCGGUACCGCUGCGAAGAUGCCACGCGAGUGGGGCGGCGUGCUUGAUGAGAACUUGCUGGUGUAUGGUGUGAAGAAGUUGAGGGUCAUUGAUGCUUCGAUGAUGCCCACAACUGUCGGUGCCACCACGUCCAUGACAGUCUAUGCUGUUGCUGAGAAGGCUGCCGACUUGAUCAAAGCGCAGACACAGUAA
This is a messenger RNA of Colletotrichum orchidophilum, 2859 nucleotides long. Its product is annotated as glucose oxidase. Bases 1 to 2859 code for a protein of 952 amino acids. Gene Ontology annotation, biological process: secondary metabolite biosynthetic process. Gene Ontology annotation, molecular function: flavin adenine dinucleotide binding; oxidoreductase activity, acting on CH-OH group of donors. NCBI's taxonomy places the organism in Eukaryota, Fungi, Ascomycota, Sordariomycetes, Glomerellales, Glomerellaceae. The transcript has 6 exons. The record is from RefSeq and is a predicted model, not a curated record.